Molecule: messenger RNA, 4960 nt
Organism: Silurus meridionalis
Lineage: Eukaryota; Metazoa; Chordata; Actinopteri; Siluriformes; Siluridae
Product: serine/threonine-protein kinase DCLK2
Exons: 16
Coding region: 1695-3383 (562 amino acids)
Biological process (GO): intracellular signal transduction; protein phosphorylation
Cellular component (GO): microtubule cytoskeleton
Molecular function (GO): protein kinase activity; ATP binding
Source: RefSeq, a predicted model, not a curated record
UCCGCUCCCUGGACGCGCUGCACGCCGAGCUGACGCGCGCGCUCACCGAUAACCUGCACCUGCCCCAGGGCGUCCGCAACAUCUACACGGCGGACGGCAGCAAGCGCGUGACGAGCCUGGACGAGCUGCUGGAAGCAGAGUAGCACAAAAUGACCCCACAUACACCCUGUGGCCGGGGCGGGGGUUGCCAGUCGUUUUCAAUCCCUGCUUUGCACUUUGUCUUCUUUAUUGUCACACUUGAAACCCGAUUCCUUCACGAACCACAACUACCUGCUUUUUCACUGAAAAGACCGACCUGAACCAAUUCCACCUUUUAUAGGGGUGGCAUAUAAUUCCCUUUCCUUAUAUAUUCAGGUCACAGCUGUGUGAAGUGACAUAGAAAUAAAAAAUAAAAAGUUGAAUCAAUUCCUUUUUUUAAUCUGCCUUUAUGAACAAAAGGGCAGUAAUUUAUGUACAUGUAAAUAUAAUGGGCUAAGUAAUAAGAAUUAUGUAUAGAAUAUAUUUUAAGUAAUAUAUUCAGAAUAAAUGGAGGCUGGAAAUUUUUAUUUCUAGUGUGUUCCAGAUGUUUGGUACAAACAAACAGCUGCUUCACAGGUUUUUCGAAUCGUUUUUGAAGUUAGAUAUGCAAUAUUGUAAAAGACUUCUGUAGGAAUAGAUAACCUUUAGACUGAAAUUUGCAACAUAUAUUUGGAGCCAUCCACAGAGCACGUAUCCAAAGUGAUUGAUUUUGACAUUAAGUGCCUUGAAUAGCAUUUAGAUCAAUACCAGGGAAUACAUUUACGUAGCAGUAGGAUUCUCCUACAAGAAAAGGAAACCAAUCCAUACAGAAACCACAGCUGUUGUACAAAUAUACAAUCAGUUCAACCUUUUAUUGGAAUAUAAAUAUAUUUAAUCUUUUAUAUUUUAUUCCCAAGCCUGGUCCAGUCCAUUAAAGAAAUGUUUAAUGCGUGAACUUCAUUGAAAAAACGUCUCCUUUCAUUUGAGCUCCAUUCAGAUUUCAUUGAAUCUUCAUUCUUUCAUUUUUGAGUUGACUUUCAUUUGACAUUCAUUCGAUUUUUAUUAACCAUUUAUUCGAUUUUCAUUCUACCUUUAUUUGACUUUUAUUUAAAUGAGUUUGACUUUAAUUCGGCAUUCAUUUAAUGUCCAUUAAAGGUUCUAUUCAGCAUUUAUUACAUUUCAUACAUUUACAUGAGUCCAUUUUAUUGGAUAAUCAGCACAUGUUCAUUUGACCUUCCUGAGUUCCUUUUGACUUUUUUAAGUUAUUCUGUGACUUAAUUAUCAUUUGACUUUGGUUCAGUUUUCAUUUGACUUUUAUUUUAUUCAUGUUCCAUUUAUCAAUUGACUGACUUUCAUUUGGCUUUCAUUUGAUCUCCAUGACUUUCAUUAGACUUUUUUUGGUUAUUACCUGGACUCCUAUUUGACUUCUAUUCAACUUUUGUAUAACCUUCAAAUAACCUUUUUUUUUUUUUUUACUUUUCAUCAGAUGUUCAUUUGACUGUUAUUAAUAGUCCAUUAAAAAGACUUUCAUUCUAUUUUCACUUUGACCUUCCAUUUGACUUGAAUAUUCAGUGGACUUCUAUUUAAUAAAAUUACUUAUUACAAUUUUUGUUUUGUUUUUUGAUGUGUGUUUAAGAGUGUGUGAAAAGCUUUUUGGAAAGUUAAUUUAACAGUGUUAUAUAAUAUACAUUUUUUAAAUGUUCUCGCCCGCAGGUGAGAGCUACGUCUGUGCAUCGAACGAGCCCUACAGGAAAGUAGACUACACUAAGAACGUGAAUCCUAACUGGGGCUCUCGGCUGGCUGGAACAGGAUCAGUAGCUGGGGUGGUCCGUCAGGGUACAAGCGGGGGCCAGCGGGGCCCCGGGGAAGGUAAAGAAAGUAAAGACUUUAUCAAACCUAAGCUGGUGACGGUGAUCCGGAGCGGUGUGAAGCCACGCAAGGCGGUUCGAGUGCUGUUGAACAAAAAGACAGCUCACUCUUUCGAGCAGGUGCUGGCUGACAUCACAGAGGCCAUUAAGCUCGACUCUGGAGCCGUGAAGAAGCUGUACACGCUAGAUGGCAAGCAGCUGACGAACCUGCAGGACUUUUUCGGUGAUGAUGACGUGUUUAUUGCAUGUGGUCUUGAGAAGUUCCGCUAUGCCCAGGACGAUGCUGCAAUCGGACACGCGGGGAAAGCAUCGGCCACCGCAUUUGUUAACGAGUGUAAGAUGAAAUCAUCAAAGUCAUCAGCUCCUAUUAAGUACGCUGUCCCGAGAAGCUCCGGCAUUUUCAGGUCCAAGUCACCCCUGUUAGCCAAUGAAGUGCCGAGAAGUGAGAGCCCGACUGCGAGGUCAUCGAAGUCGCCAACGAGCCCAGCAAGUCCAUGCAGUCAGAAAAUCUCUUCCCGUCAUGUAUCUCCCUCCCCUCCCCCCUCCGGAGAACUAAAUGGAGAAGAAGACUUGAGCCUAGAAGUAAAUGGAAAUAAACCGCAGUCGUCCAUCAUCACUGAAAAAUACGACGUGGGGAAAGUCAUCGGAGACGGAAACUUUGCAGUGGUCAAAGAGUGUGUGGAGCGGGCCACUGGGCAGGAGUAUGCACUGAAGAUCAUAGACAAGGGAAAAUGCAGUGGGAAGGAGCAUCUGAUAGCCAACGAAGUGGCGAUAUUGCGCCGGGUUCGGCACCCCAGCAUCAUCCUGUUAAUUGAGGAGGUGGACACGCCCACAGAGCUCUAUCUGGUCAUGGAGCUUGUUAAGGGAGGAGAUUUGUUCGAUGCCAUCACCUCGUCCACAAAGUAUACAGAGAGAGAUGCCAGUGCCAUGGUGUACAACCUGACCGGGGCUCUCAAAUAUCUGCACCGCAUGAGCAUAGUGCACAGAGACAUUAAACCAGAGAAUCUACUGGUAUGUGAAUAUCCUGAUGGUACCAAGUCUCUGAAAUUGGGGGAUUUCGGUCUGGCCACUGUAGUGGAAGGACCACUCUAUACUGUGUGUGGAACACCCACUUACGUCGCACCUGAGAUUAUUGCAGAAACAGGGUAUGGUUUAAAGGUGGAUAUCUGGGCAGCUGGUGUGAUCAUGUACAUCCUCCUGUGUGGUUUUCCUCCAUUCCGGAGUGAGAGGAACCAGCAGGAGGAGCUGUUUGAGCAGAUCUUACGGGGACGACUGGAGUUUCCUGCCCCUUACUGGGACAACAUCAGUGUCAGCGCCAAGGAUCUGAUUGGCAAGAUGCUUCAAGUGAACGUGAGUGCACGCUACACAGCAGAGGAGGUUUUGUCUCACCCAUGGGUCCUGGAUGAUGCCAUGCUGGAGAACAAUGUGCCAUCAGAUGCGCUCAAAACCGAACCUACAUCUGAAAGCGCUGAGACGCAUUUGGAUGAGCUGCAGAGUAAUGAGCAAAGCCCAAGGUAGACAACAAGAGGACCAGCAGAAGACAAGACCCGCUCACUCAACAAAACACAAAAAGGAAUACUUUACCCGGAAAUGCUAACUUGGCCUACAGAUGCUAAUUAGCGUCAACAAUAAUGCUGUCUCUAUAGUCGCGCGCUAGUUUCUAUUUUGUAGCUAAGGGCCGUAUUCAGAGUUGAGCAAAUCUAAUGUGUGGUAUCAUCAUACAAAAACUGUGUCCUCAGACCUCAGAUUUACCCACAUUUACACAUUGUUGCAUUGAAUCUUCGCCUCCAAGUGUCUCAAUAAUGAAUAGCAAAUGCAAAAACCCAAUUUCUAUUUCCCGUUUUUCAGGAGCUCCUAUUUAAACCAUAGAUGUCAAACUCAAGACCCGCAGACCAAAUCUGGCCCACCUGUGCAUUUUACCUCACCCACAAGAGCUUCAAAUGCACAUGAUUGUCUCAAAUAAGGUCUAUGCUAAUUUUUAAUGCAGAUGACUCAUAAACUACGUCUCCCACGACUCACUUUGACUUCAUGGCCCCACGAAGUGACGUCCUUCAGCGAACAGACAUUAGAAAUAUCAACAAUCAAUCCCAAUAUGUCCAAGAAGAGAAGUUGACACAGAAGGAAGACUUAAUGCAGUUUUAGUGGUGAAGGAGUACAAUAUACGUCUGCAUUUUCACACCAAACAUGAAGUAAACAAGUAUGCUAAAUAUACCCUUCAAAAAAAAACAAAAUUGUUUAAAAAUUAAAAGGCAGACUGCAAUUCACAGCAGGAAAUGUUUUCUAAAGCUACAGCUAAAAACAUUCAAUCUGAAACAAUUUAGUCUACAACUUUGGCCCUUAUGAGUUUGGCACCCCUGGUUUAAACCAACACUGGUCUUGAUGUUCAAAAUCCCUGUUUUGGACAAAAUAUGUCAGAAUCAACAUUUUAAUCAUUCAAAUAGCUUGUUCUUAACCAGGUGUAUAACCCGACUCUGAAUACAUGGAAUCUUUCCCUUUUUUGGGACUCUGAAUACGGCCCAAUGUGAGCGUUUUUGGGUGAAAUAAGACUUUCAAAGCUGGAUGCUCAACUCAAUCCAAAUCCACUGAGCUGUGAUGAAUUACACCAGACCAGCAAGAUCGCUCUCCCGCGUUCUACUUUCUCACGUUCUCCUGACCCUGUCUUAUUUGAUUCCGUCAAGUCCUUCCCUCAGCUGAACAAACGUUUCGUUUCCUGCUAUGGACUUUUUUUUUUCUUUUCUUUUUAAGAGGGCUGAACCAAAUUGCACAACAAUAUGAAGAAGACCAACACCUGUAUUUCUCAAAUCUCCUGGCCUGCGAUCAGGGCUCCUGGUGCGUGAUAUCUCACAGAUUCUCCAAACAAACCAGCAACCUCAUUUAUACUCCGCUGUGCCAUUCUUAGCCUAUCGUUUUUUUUGUUUUUUUUUCUGUAUAUACAGUCUCUCGAUGUGAAAAAAACAUUGAUCCAGAGUCAGUAGAUUGAUCCAUUUUAGUAUACAUAGAACUAGGGCUGGGCAAUUUGAUAUAAUAUUGAUUUCGUCAUCAAUUCUAUCCUGUUCCGCCUUUCUGAGAUAGGCAUUAUGCUUUUUUUUUUUUUA